CCCAAACAACAAAAAAAAAAAAAAAAAGAAAGAAGGGAAAAAGCUGAGUAAAACCGUGCAGCCCUGAACUACGACGCUUUCUCGUCUUUCAACCAAUCCGUUGAACGUAAAGCUUUCAUCAGUUGUUUUUCCCCCUACAGAUCCUUUGUUUCCUCCUCCACCUUCCCCUUCUUCGUUUCCAUCACCACCCAUCUCUGCAUCCGAUCUGCAUCCCCUUUGUUGGAUUCUCACAAUAUCUAGGGUUUGCCAGGACGGGACCUCCUCUCCAUUCAUCAAAGGAGUUUUUUUUCUUCUCUAUCAUCCUCCUUGGUUGCAAGAGGUGUAAUUGGGUCUUGUAGCCGCUUUAUAAAUGACCUCGAGCACAGCAGGAGAUCGAAGCAGAUGGGGUACUACAAGAAGAAGUGGCAUGACAAUAUUGGGAAAGGUUGCUGUUCCAAAACCAAUUAACUUACCAAGCCAAAGGUUGGAGAACCAAGGCCUUGACCCUAAUGUGGAAAUUGUUCCAAAGGGAACCCUUAGCUGGGGGAGUAAAUCAUCACUGAAUGCUUGGGGGACAUCAUCAUUGUCACCACGAACUGAAAGUGGCCCUGGUUCACCAAGCCACCUCAGUAAUCGACCUUCUUCUGGUGGAAGUGGAACUCGGCCUUCAACUGCUGAUAGUAACAAAGCACAUGACUCUUCUUCUUCUGUUGCAUGGGAUUCAAACUCUCGGCCUUCAUCAGCAUCUGGGGUGUUUCCAUCUAAUCAGGCAUCAGUUGCACUACAGCGUCCACAUAGUGCAGACACAAGACCAGGAAGUUCCCAGUUAUCCCGAUUUGCUGAACCUGUGUCAGAGACUUCUGCAACAUGGGGUCAACAUGUACCAGGAGAGAAGUUGGGAGUUGCUCCAUCAAACAAUGAUGGGUUUGCUUUGUCUUCUGGAGAUUUUCCUUCCCUUGGUGCUGAAAAGGAGUGUUCUGAAAAGAGCACAAGGCCACAAGAUGCUGGACCUCGCGGUCGUCCUUCAUCUUCGUCUGGAAGAUCUGUGGAAGAGCAAAAUGUAGAUUGCACGAAAGAAGCUAAUGAACGUAUUGGAGAAGCCAAUUCCUGGAGAAGAGAUGAUCAGCCAUACAGUGAAGAUGCACCUAGACAUUGCAGAGGGGAAGGGCAAUUGGACUCCCGUGGUUCACAAUCAUAUCCUAAUGCUAAUUUUCCUCAUCAUUAUGAUGCUUGGCGUGGUCCUCCAGUAAAUAAUCAUCAAGGUGGUGGCUGGUACAGAGGGAACCACCCAUAUGGUGGUGCCCCAAUGGGUCCUGGUGGUGCCCCAAUGGGUCCUGGUGGUUUUCACAUGGAUCCUUUUCCAUUUUAUCCUACGCAAGUUCCACCUGCUCCUGGACGUGGGGCUGGUCCUAGGGGUAAUCACGCUAAUAAUGAAAUGAUGUUUAGACCUCCAAUGCUUGACUCUUAUGUCCACCCAAGGAUGCAGACUAGGCCUGGGUUUUAUGUUGGUCCACCGCCACACGAAGGCUACUAUGGUCCUCCCAUGGGGUAUGGCAGUCCCAGUAACAGAGACUUGCCAUUUGCAGGUAGGCCUGCUGGUCCUCAUACUUUUAAUAAUCAUUCUGGGCAAGGUGGAUAUGAUACUCCUGGAAGCUCAGUGGCUUUGGAUCGGAACGAGCCAUCACAUUCUCAAGAACCACAAAGGCCUUUCAAGGUUCUUUUAAAGCACCAAGAUGGGAGGUUGGGAGAAGAUAAAGCAAAGCAAGAAGAAUUUCUAGGAAAUAGGCUCCCGAAUGCAGAGACGGUAGCUCAACAGUUGCAAACUUCAAGAAACGAGAGGAGAGAAAACAGAAAUGAGGCAAGUGGUGAAGUACAACCAGCUAAGGCAGAACUUGCUGCCCCUGGAGAUCCUAGUUUGAUUCAGAAAAUCGAGGGCUUAAAUGCAAAAACUAGAACGAAUGAUGGUUGGCAAAAUGAUUCAUCUGUUGUCAGUAGAGAUGAGCAGGAAAGCAAACCACGUACAUUCAAUUCUGGAAACCCUGUAAAUAAAGUUUCUGCAAGAAAUCCUCGAACUGGUCAUGCAAAUGAUAGUAAGAACUUAUUACACUAUAAUCAAGGUGAUCCUGCCACAAACAAAAAUGCUGAACUUGCAGCAAUGAGUGGAACUGCCAUAUCCAGGAGAUAUACUCAACAGACUCAAGGCAGAGCAGAUCCUCCAAACAAACGAACAGUAAACAGUGAAGGCAAUGAUGGUUGGCAGAAGACAACUGAUAUGUCAGGCUCCUCCCUUAUCGUAGAUGAAUCUUUAGAUACCGAUUCCAUUAGGAGGCCUGGGUCUGGAAAACCAGCAGACCCAAAUGACAACCAGCGUUCUACGAUGAGAGAGUUAGCCAGGCAGCGUGCUCAACAGAGGCAGAAAGAGGAGGAAGAAAGAGCAAGAGAUCAACGCGCUAAGGCUCUUGCAAAACUAGAAGAGUUGAAUAGGCGUUCCCAAGUAUCUGAGGAGGGUUCAGUCAAGAACAUGGAAGCUGCAUCUAAUGCUUCUCUAUCUGACAUGCAAGAAGAUCCUGGGUCUCAUUCACCUGCACGUUUCCCAUCAAACUCAGGUGAUGUUCAUUUCCGUUCAUCGAUCGAGGUGAAGAACACUGUUGCAGCUGCAAAUUCCUUAGAACCUACUGGAGGACCAGGAGAAAACACAAUGCACGAUACGAGGGCUUCAACAGAAUAUACAAGUAAUGUGGGUCCUUCCCAACAGAAUACUCUUCCACGUGGUCGUGAUGACACAGCCUUAAAACAGAAGCGCUUGGGUUAUAAGCAGAAGCAAAAUGUUAUUGUUGAGAAAAAAAUGGCAGCAAGCUCUGUUGCCACUACAGAGGUGUUCGAUGAUGUUCCAUCUCCUGAGGUGGUUAAUGAAGGUGUCUCAUGCCAUAACUCAGACAUGCCAGCAACGUCAAGUGUUGUUUCAACUGAGUCAACUUUCACGAAAAGAAAAAAUAACAGGAAUGGUAAGAAAAAGCACAAGGCUGAGGAGACAUCAACGAUGAAUACGACAAGAGUUGCCGUUGGAAAAGAAACAAAACCGGGAGAUGAGUCAAUUGAGGCUGGUAGGGAAAGGGCAUCUGAAAUGGAUUUGGGGUCUGUUUCAGUUCCAUGUGUGGAUAUCAAAGUGUCUGGUGAUUCGUCUGAGCAAAACAGUUCCUUCACUAAUGAAGAAUCUCAGAACAGAGCAAAAAACUACUGGAAAUCUCAACAUUUGCGUCGGACUCAAAGAAACUCACUGGGAAAUAAGCCUUCAGAAAAACUUUCUGGCAACAAUGCUGUUGUGUGGGCUCCAAUACAUCCACAGCAGAAAGCUGAUGUUUCCACAGGUGUAGGGAGUCAGAACACUGUCCCUGAGUUUGGCACCUCUACGAAGAGUCAGCAUCAAGGGCAGACUAGUUCUAAAAGCAAAAGAGUGGAGAUUGAAAGAUAUGUCGUGAAGCCCAUAGUAAAGGAAAUGGCUGAGCCAAUUGUCAGUAAAAAUCUAGUAACUGCUGCUCCAGAUAUGCCAGAGAAUGUUAACCAUAAAGAUAAUAGUGGAGGUGAAGGUACAGGAAUUCUCCAACCUUCGGGUUCAACUACAGGGAAACCUGGGUCUCCUUCAAAGUCAAGACACGGUAAUGGUAGGCAGGGAAAGCAUGGUAGAGAACAAGGGUCAUGGCACCAGAGAGGUUCUGGAGCACCUACUAAAGCUUUGGAGGAUGGACAAUCUGUAACCUCAAAUCAGCCCAUCCGAGGAACAGUGAACUAUCACUCUAGCAACCAAACAGAACAAAUUGCUGCCAAGAAUCAAACCACAUGUAAUGAUGAUGGAUGGAACGAUGGCUGGUAUAUGCCUCCUGAAAUACAUCAUUCUGCUGUCGAAGAAAUGGAAGCAAGUGCUGUUGGAAAAGAUCAAGGAAUGGGCAUCCAUGGCAAGCAGCAUGCUUCCAGAAGCAACAAAGAUGGAGGAAGUAACUACGGUGACCCUAAAAAAGCCAUGAAGAAGGAUUCCAAUAAAGCUCAUAUGCAGCAAUCGGGCCAUGGGUUUAGUCAACCAGAUUUUCCUGUUGCUUCAAGAGAAAGUCGUGGCCCUGGAGAUAAUGUGUGGCAUACAGCUAAUAGGACAGGUAAGUUCGGUGGUCGUGAAAGUACAAGGGACAAAACUUAUGGAUCUCAGAAAAAAGAUGUUGCUGGAUACGAGCAUCAAGGGGUUACUACAGAACAUAAAAUGAAAUCAGCUGAUACACAAGCCCAGUCGCAAAACCGAUCUACCAAUAAGGAGGUCCAGGUUGAGCAAAAUCCGAAUAGUAUGUUCCAAAAGAACACAGGGCAGGGUCGACGGUUUGGAAGAGGGCAUGAAUCACAAGGAGGCUGGGGUUUAUCGGCGCAAGAGAAUAUGCACCAUCACCAUCAGAGGCCAUCUUCAAACAGAGAUAGACAGAAGCCUACUGUGCAUUAUGAAUACAAACCUGUUGGGUCUCAUACAAAUGAUGGAGAACGUAAUCGAGAACAAUCGAAAGAUAGUUCCCAGACAGAAGGUCCAAGAUACAGGGAGAAAGGACAGGGACAGGGACAGCAAAGGCAUGGUGGAUACCAACAUCAACGGGGUACUAGUGGGAGAAACACUGGUCAUGGGUUCACAGGUGAGAGAAACUAAGAUUGGCCUGUUGUGUUAUUAGGUAGAAAGAACUGCCAUGCUGAGGAUAAUAAUUGCACUUUGAGAUAUGGCUAUUGAGGAAGCUAUUUCGUAGUCACAACAUAUAGCUUGGGGGAUUACUGAGAGGAGACGUAUCCGAGGAGGCAUAGGCAGAUAACAAACUUUGCUCAUGAGGGCUUAUUAUGCAAUUUGAGUCACUUGUUUGGAUAUGAAUAUUUACUGUAGCCUUUUGUAUUACAUUUGCCGGCAAUUGGACUGACGUUGUUACGUUAAAGCCGUUGCUUUUAUUGCUGGUUUUUCUUUUUAAUUUCCUAUGUUCUAUCUAUCUAUCAGAGUGGGAACCAUCUUUACAUGACCUCCCACUUUUGAUUCCAAUUUUUUUGUUUGACGUUGAGACUCAUAAGUAUAUGUAUUAUAAAAAUCUGCCAUCCCAAACUUGUUGGUA
Messenger RNA from Capsella rubella, 5102 nucleotides. Its product is annotated as protein MODIFIER OF SNC1 1. The coding region runs from base 350 to 4657 and encodes 1435 amino acids. NCBI's taxonomy places the organism in Eukaryota, Viridiplantae, Streptophyta, Magnoliopsida, Brassicales, Brassicaceae. Gene Ontology annotation, biological process: epigenetic regulation of gene expression. The record is from RefSeq and is a predicted model, not a curated record. The transcript is spliced from 10 exons.